Alternaria hordeiaustralica is the source of this 660-nucleotide messenger RNA. RefSeq lists its product as uncharacterized. Lineage: Eukaryota; Fungi; Ascomycota; Dothideomycetes; Pleosporales; Pleosporaceae. The record is from RefSeq and is a predicted model, not a curated record. The transcript is spliced from 3 exons. Bases 1 to 660 code for a protein of 219 amino acids.
AUGAGUUCCGGAAGCGAGGCCACCGUGAUAAAUCCAGAGAACGAGCCCGCCACGCCCCCAGCGCAAGAAUUUGCGUUGAACCUCAGACACCCCGUUCAAAAGGAUGCGGUGCAAUACGACUAUUCCAAAGACCUACAGACGUGGGUAAUGGGCCUCAUAGCUAUUGUCGAGGUCGAAGAGAUCGAUUCUCUCCGUCGAAUCGGAUCCGUGGAUAAGGCUGACCUCUCUGCCCAAGUUGAGUUGAGUGACGAGGCUUCAAUCUGUAACGAUACCGACUCCUGGAACGAGCCAGCGUUUUACCACUACGAGGUCGAAUGGAAGCACGAAGAGGAAGCCUCCAGCUACGGCGCUGAUAUAUGUGACGAAGCCGAGACCAUCGUUUCCACAGGCGACGAAACGGACUUCAAGGACCGCGUUGCAACGGGUAUCAUAGUAAAAGCUGUGUACGAAAAGGGUGAUAGCGAUAUGGUGAAUUGCGGACUCGAUUUAGACGGCGCAGACGAUAGAUCACAACGCUUGGCAGUCACAGCUCUGAGGUGGAUCAAGGCUAAUGUUCUUGCGUGUCUUCCAUCCUCCCACAGACGCACAUCUCCAACGCUGCCUGCCUCAACACCGAAGGCCCCAGUGUCGAUCGAUUUGACGUGGCGAAAACAAUACUGA